Acipenser ruthenus (sterlet) is the source of this 2460-nucleotide messenger RNA. Its product is annotated as receptor expression-enhancing protein 6-like. The transcript has 7 exons. The coding region runs from base 240 to 854 and encodes 204 amino acids. NCBI's taxonomy places the organism in Eukaryota, Metazoa, Chordata, Actinopteri, Acipenseriformes, Acipenseridae. The record is from RefSeq and is a predicted model, not a curated record.
CAGCAGCUGCCAAUCCCAGGGGAUGCCCUCCCCCAGUGAAGCGCGUCACCGGGUCGAGUAAGCAAAGCGGAUUGAGACAGUUAAACUGGACAAGAACCGUGUCAGCGGAAUCGGACAUUUCACAGGAGGGUCCAAACACAAUCGUGCGCUUUUAUCUAUCUGUCUGUUUUAUUUUAUUUAUUUAUUUUACCUGCUUGUAUCUGUCAAUAACAUUAUUUUGUUUGAGAUUUGUUAUAAUCAUGUUCGGCAAAUUAAAAGAACGUUUUGAGAAGUUUCUUAACGAGAAGAAUUUUGUAACAGACUGUCUCGCCAAAAUAGAGGAGAAAACGGGAGUCCACCGGCGUUAUGUUGCCACAGGAAGUGUGUCGUUCGUCGGCCUCUAUCUGGUCUUCGGUUACGGCGCUUCCCUGCUGUGUAAUUUAAUUGGUUUUGUGUAUCCAGCUUAUUUCUCGAUCAAGGCUAUCGAGAGCAGUAACAAGGAGGACGACACCAAGUGGCUGACCUACUGGGUGGUGUAUGGUAUCUUCAGCGUGGCUGAGUUCUUCUCCGACAUCUUCCUCUACUGGUUCCCAUUCUACUAUGCUGGGAAGUGCCUGUUCCUGCUGUGGUGCAUGGCUCCAGUUGCCUGGAACGGCUCUCAGAUCCUGUACGACCGCCUGGUCCGCCCCUUCUUCCUGAAGCACCAGGCCUCUGUGGACAGUGUGGUGAACGAGCUGAGCGGCCAGGCCAUCCACGCAGCCGAGAGCCUGACGCUGGGAGUCCUGCACACACUGGUUCAAACCAAGACCUUGCUGCCUGCAGACGCAGGCCCUAAAGAGCUGCCUGGCACUUCUCCUGAUCUGUCAGUAGACUGAGCUGUAGCCUGCAACCAAACUAGCCACAGACCACGCCCUUGGCCAUCCAAAGUCACAGUGAUUGCACAACUGAAUGGAGAGCUCGGAACUCCUGCUCUAUAGACUUGAAGAAAGAAGCCAUAAAACUCGUUUGUGUGUUUUCAGACUGAUGUGAACCCCUUCUUGUACCCCUGCCUCACACACACACACAAUCUCCGAUUCAGAUUCAAGUUGACCGUUGUAUAUCAGAUACCAUCAUGGCACACUCUUGCACUAGUUUAUCAGUAGCUGCAGCAGUUCAUCUCCCCUCCCCCUAACACUUCUGCAGUGGGCUGUUGCGAUACAGAUUGACCUAAUUCAAGGUUGUUUAACCCUUAUUCAUUCAAGACUCCUACAGUUACACCUGUCCGUAUGGUACAGUCACCUGAAUAAGUAGCUGGUUAAUUCUGGUUUUCACAACGAUGCAGAUGGCAUUUUCGGUUCCAUGGAAGUUUAAUUGCAGUGUGUCAAAUAAACUUUAUUUAAACAGUAACUCAUACCUAACACACACACACACACACACGCAUUCACAAAGAGCUUGCAAGACUUCUUCCCACGUACCCUUAAUGAAAAGAUUUCAGUGUGUCCUCUGAUCAGCUCCAGUAAUCUCUCACAAGCACAGCACACAAUGCUUUCAUUCAGGGACAGAGUGCAUCCACGCAAAGCAUUACCAAACACCCCCUUGUGACUUCUCACUUCUUGGCUGUGUACAGAUUUCUUUUUAAUCCCGAUGGUGUUUUUAUUCAGACGUCCAGGGGAACAUUUAGGAGCUGUUGCAGUGACUGGGGGGGAAAACUUACAAACAGAACAACGAUUGCAUGUGUAAGCCAUGCAUCAAUGAUCCUCACUUGUGUCUCUUUCAAUCCAGUCCUUGGUUUUGAAUGGAGUGAAUGAGACACACCUGAGUAUCACUGCUAUAUAAAAUAGAUGUCAUUUCUGUGUUUGCACAAUCGUAGAACAUCUCAAUGCACUGGAAUAUUCCCCUUCAGUCACUGAGUCACAAUUGUACCGUUUGUGUCUGAUAGAUGAAAUAGUAGCUGUGUCAGUCCAGAGAUGAUAGACAAAGGUCUCUGCUUUCACCUGACGAAGAGACCUUUGAGGUCUUGAAAGCUUGGGAUUAAUUAUUUUUUAGUUAGUCCAAUAAAAGGUGUCAUUAUAAUGCAUAGAUUUUUUUUUUUUUCAAAGUUUUGGCAGGGAAACUUCUCAAACUAAAGUUCACACAACUUAAAAAAAUAAAAAUAAAAAUGAAAUUAAAAAAUUGUGACAGACUGGGAUAAACUUCAGUACGCUACAAUAUCAUGCAAGUAGUUUCCUAAUAACAAUUGUAAGUACACUGCUGAAGGCACUAACCGAAAUGUUUGGUUACUUAGUUUCUUUAGACGUUUUGCUUGAUAUUUUUGACAGUAAUUGAAAGUUAUGGGUGGGUGUUUUAACAACUAUAAUACUGAUAAUGAAUAAAGAAGAAUUUGUAUUAAAUGAAGGCUUUAUUUGAUGUAAAAAAGAACAACAACUUUGUAUUAUCUUGUUAAAGAGAAUUUGUUUUUAUUUCAAUCAAUAAAACUGAAUAAAAACCCUUUUUUCCUCCCUC